This is a messenger RNA of Gorilla gorilla gorilla (western lowland gorilla), 7489 nucleotides long. It is a transcript of the gene KATNIP, whose product is annotated as katanin interacting protein. The transcript is spliced from 28 exons. Bases 114 to 5930 code for a protein of 1938 amino acids. Lineage: Eukaryota; Metazoa; Chordata; Mammalia; Primates; Hominidae. The record is from RefSeq and is a predicted model, not a curated record.
UCAGUAAGUGGCGCUCCACCGUCAUUGGUCCGGGGCCCCGCAGUAACCAGGGGAACUGCAAACAGUGUAGAGGCCGCUUCCGGUUCGAGCUCCCGGAACCGCCGCCUCUAGGGAUGGACGGUCAGACUCUGCGAAAGGCCGAGAGAAGCCGGUCCUGCUCACGAGAGAAAAAGGAGGGUUACGCUAAGGACAUGGUGACAGACUUUGAUGAGAAACAUGAUGAGUAUUUAAUAUUGCUUCAGCAGAGGAACCGGAUAUUAAAGCAUUUGAAAAGCAAGGACCCCGUGCAGUUGAGGCUGGAGCACUUGGAGCAAGGUUUCUCUGUCUAUGUCAACGGUGCCAAUUCGGAGCUGAAAUCGUCACCGCGGAAAGCUAUUCACUCUGACUUCUCCAGAAGUGCCUCCCACACGGAGGGGACACACGAUUAUGGACGAAGAACUCUGUUUCGAGAAGCUGAGGAAGCCUUAAGAUGCAGUUCACGGACAGCCCCCAGUAAAGUCCAGCGCCGAGGAUGGCACCAGAAAUCUGUGCAGAUCAGAACAGAAGCUGGCCCACGGCUCCACAUCGAACCUCCUGUGGACUAUUCUGAUGAUUUUGAGCUGUGUGGGGAUGUGACUCUCCAGGCAAACAACACUUCUGAGGAUCGUCCGCAGGAUACCAAAUCUCCCACCAGUACCAAGCCCUGUGUUUUUAACUUCUCCCUUCUGAAUGCAUGUGGACAUUCUGACCCUUCAAGCAGCGUGGACAAAGAAAGGAUCCUCUUAACUAUUCAGGAUGUGAUGGAGCUGAGAAAAAGCCUGGAACUUAGUGUAAAUCUACAAAGGAAACAAAAGGAUUGUUCCAGCGAUGAGUAUGACUCUAUCGAGGAAGACAUACUCUCUGAGCCUGAGCCAGAGGACCCGGCGCUGGUGGGCCAUCCCAGACAUGACCGCCCUCCUUCCAGUGGUGACUUGACUCAGAAAGAUGUUCACGGGGAACAGGAGACAGAAGGACACUCUCCUCCAGGCCCAGACACCCUCGUGGUGCUGGAAUUUAACCCAGCUUCCAAAAGUCAUAAAAGGGAAAGGAAUUUGUCUGCAAAGCGGAAGGACAAUGCUGAGGUUUUCGUUCCCACCAAACCUGAGCCAAACCUGACUCCCCAGGCUCCUGCUGUAUUCCCAGACCAGGAGAGGAUGUGCUCCAGACCUGGAAGCCGGCGAGAGAGACCCCUGUCUGCAACCCGCAAAACUCUUUGCCAGGCUGAGGACCCAGAGGAAGACGCCUCUGCUGUGCUCCAAGCCAUCCAGGUGGAGAACGCGGCCCUGCAGAGGGCGCUUCUCAACAGAAAGGCCGAGCAGCCGGCCAGCCCACUGCAGCAUGGAGUGAAUGGCUUUGUUCCAACAUCACAUCAUGUGAUCACAUCCUUCCAGGAUGCAGAGGGACCACCAGCAAAACCAUGGACCAGUCUGCUGGAGGAGAAGGAAGAGACCCUUGAGCUGCUUCCCAUCACCACGGCGACUACUACUCAGGAGCCGGCCGGGGCAGCAGGAGGAGCCAGGGCCAUCAACCAGGCCAUGGACAGAAUUGGGCUUCUGGGAAGCAGACAACAGCAGAAGCUUCUGAAAGUCCUCCACGCCGUCGAAAGUGACUCUGCCCAUCUCAGCAGGGUGGUUUCACCAACCAAGGAGCAAGUAUCAGACGCAGAGGACAAACAGAGAAUGAGGGCAGACGAGAUCAAAGAUGCCAUCUACGUGACCAUGGAGAUCCUGUCCAACUGGGGCAACUCGUGGUGGGUGGGUCUCACAGAAGUCGAGUUCUUUGACUUGAAUGACACAAAGCUUUAUGUGUCACCCCACGAUGUGGAUAUCCGGAACACAGCCACGCCUGGGGAGCUGGGCCGCCUCGUCAACAGGAACUUAGCUGGCAAGAAAGACUCCUCCCCGUGGACCUGCCCCUUCCACCCACCACUCCAGCUGUUUUUUGUUAUUCGAAACACAAGACAGCUGGGGGACUUCCGUCUGGCCAAGAUCAAGGUUCGGAAUUACUGGACGGCUGAUGGCGAUCUUGACAUUGGUGCCAAGAACGUGAAGCUUUACGUCAACAGAAACCUCAUCUUCAAUGGCAAGUUAGACAAAGGAGAUAGGGAAGCCCCGGCUGACCACAGCAUCCUGGUUGACCAGAAGAACGAGAAGAGCGAGCAACUAGAGGAGGCCAUGAACGCUCACUUGGAAGAAAGCAAAGGCAUCCACGAGAUGGCUGGUGCCAGCGGGGACAAGGAGCUUGGUCUCGGUUGCUUACCGCCAGCUGAAACAUUAGCGGAUGCAAAGCUUUCUUCACAAGGAAAUGUGUCUGGCAAAAGAAAGAAUUCUACUAAUUGCAGGAAAGACAGUUUGUCCCAGUUAGAGGAAUAUUUGAGACUGUCGGCAGCCCCCACUUCGAUGGGUGACGUGCCUAGUGCUCCUGCCACUUCCCCACCUGUGAGGUGCCCUCCUGUCCAUGAGGAGCCCUCUCUCAUCCAACAACUGGAAAACCUCAUGGGCAGAAAAAUCUGUGAGCCACCCGGGAAAACCGCAUCCUGGUUACAACCUUCUCCCACCGGGAAGGACAGGAAGCAGGGAGGCAGGAAGACAAAACCCCUCUGGCUUAGUCCCGAGAAGCCCCUGGCCUGGAAGGGCAGGCUCCCAUCAGACGAUGUCAUCGGUGAGGGUCCCGGAGAGACCGAGGCCAGGGAUAAAGGCCUACGGCAUGAGCCAGGGUGGGGGACCAGCCGGAGUGUCAACACCAAGGAGAGACCCCAGAGGGCAACCACCAAAGUCCACAGUGAUGACUCAGACAUCUUUAACCAGCCCCCCAACAGAGAGUGCCCUGCUAGUGGGAGGAGGGGCUCAAGGAAGGAUGCUGGCAGCAGUAGUCAUGGGGACGACCAGCCAGCCAGCAGAGAAGACACCUGGUCUUCCAGGACGCCAUCACGGUCAAGGUGGCGCAGUGAGCAGGAGCACACACUUCACGAGUCAUGGAGCUCCCUCAGUGCCUUCGACCGCUCCCACCGGGGACGCAUCUCCAACACGGAGCUCCCAGGGCACAUCCUGGAUGAGCUCCUGCAGCAAAAGAGCAGCCGGCACAGCGACUUGCCCCCCUCCAAGAAGGGGGAGCAGCCAGGGCUGUUGAGAGGGCAGGAUGGCUACUCUGGAGAGACAGAUGCUGGGGGUGACUUUAAAAUCCCCGUCUUGCCUUAUGGACAGCGCUUGGUCAUUGACAUCAAGUCUACCUGGGGGGACAGACACUAUGUCGGCCUCAACGGAAUAGAAAUAUUCAGUUCCAAGGGUGAACCGGUGCAGAUUUCAAACAUAAAAGCAGACCCUCCCGAUAUCAAUAUUUUACCAGCCUAUGGGAAAGACCCCCGCGUGGUCACCAACCUCAUCGACGGGGUGAACAGGACCCAGGAUGACAUGCAUGUCUGGCUGGCCCCCUUCACGCGGGGCAAAUCCCACUCCAUCACCAUUGACUUCACGCACCCUUGCCACGUUGCCCUGAUCCGAAUUUGGAACUACAAUAAAUCUCGGAUACAUUCCUUCCGAGGCGCGAAGGACGUCACAAUGCUGUUAGACACCCAGUGCAUCUUUGAAGGAGAAAUUGCCAAGGCCUCUGGAACCCUGGCGGGAGCCCCAGAGCACUUUGGAGACACGAUCUUAUUCACGACCGAUGAUGACAUUCUCGAGGCCAUAUUCUAUUCCGAUGAGAUGUUUGACCUGGAUGUGGGGAGCCUGGACAGCCUGCAGGAUGAAGAGGCAAUGAGGAGGCCCAGCACGGCCGACGGCGAGGGGGAUGAGCGGCCCUUCACCCAGGCUGGCUUGGGGGCUGAUGACCGGAUCCCGGAGCUAGAGCUCCCAUCCAGUUCCCCCGUCCCCCAAGUCACCACGCCAGAGCCAGGCAUCUACCACGGAAUCUGCCUUCAGCUGAAUUUCACUGCCUCCUGGGGAGACUUGCACUACCUGGGGCUCACUGGCCUGGAAGUGGUGGGCAAGGAGGGCCAGGCACUGCCCAUCCACCUGCACCAGAUCUCCGCUUCCCCCAGAGACUUAAAUGAGCUCCCCGAGUACUCUGACGACUCCCGGACCCUGGACAAGUUAAUUGAUGGCACCAACAUCACCAUGGAGGAUGAGCAUAUGUGGCUGAUCCCCUUCUCGCCGGGGCUGGACCAUGUGGUCACGAUCCGCCUGGACAGGGCCGAAAGCAUCGCAGGCCUGCGCUUCUGGAACUACAAUAAAUCUCCCGAGGACACCUAUCGCGGGGCCAAGAUUGUCCACAUCUCCCUGGAUGGCCUGUGCGUCUCCCCACCAGAGGGCUUUCUCAUCCGGAAGGGGCCAGGCAACUGCCACUUUGAUUUUGCUCAAGAAAUCCUCUUUGUGGACUACCUACGGGCUCGGCUGCUGCCCCAGCCGGCCAGCAGGCUGGACAUGAGAAGCCUGGAGUGUGCGAGCAUGGACUACGAGGCACCGCUGAUGCCCUGUGGCUUCAUUUUCCAGUUUCAGCUUCUCACCAGCUGGGGCGACCCCUAUUACAUCGGCCUCACCGGCCUGGAGCUGUAUGACGAGCGAGGAGAAAAAAUCCCCUUGUCGGAAAACAAUAUUGCGGCCUUCCCCGACAGCGUGAACUCCCUGGAGGGCGUGGGCGGGGACGUCCGCACCCCGGACAAGCUCAUCGACCAAGUGAACGACACCAGUGAUGGCCGGCACAUGUGGCUGGCUCCCAUCCUGCCGGGCCUGGUGAACCGGGUUUAUGUGAUUUUCGAUCUGCCUACCACCGUGUCAAUGAUCAAACUGUGGAAUUAUGCGAAAACACCCCAUCGAGGGGUGAAGGAGUUUGGCCUCCUGGUGGACGACCUGCUUGUGUACAAUGGGAUCCUGGCCAUGGUGAGCCACCUGGUGGGGGGCAUCCUGCCCACAUGUGAGCCCACCGUGCCCUACCACACCAUCCUCUUCACCGAGGACAGGGACAUCCGCCACCAGGAGAAACACACCACCAUCAGUAAUCAGGCCGAGGAUCAGGAUGUCCAGAUGAUGAAUGAAAACCAAAUCAUUACCAACGCGAAACGGAAGCAGAGCGUUGUUGACCCAGGUCAGUGGCGUUUCUCUGCCCAGAGUAUUGUGCCUUGGGAGCUCGGUCUGAAUACAGAAGGAGCUGGUGGCCUUGCACCCCCGCCCUCACCCCUGCCUGCCCCUAGACCGCUCUCCUCUGCCCAGGAGCCUGCCCGAAGGCCUAGGGAGGGACUGAAGAGCAUGGAACCAGGGGAGCAACAUGCUUCCGUCUUCUUGCAGGCACCUGUAACACAGUGGAGCUUCCUGAAUCUAAGUAUCACGGGCACAGAGUGGGGAAGCAGUCAGGGACAGAGCACCAUGUUAAAGGGGUUUGCCCCGGGCCGUGGGAAACCAAUAGAGGAUGCCCAAGGUGAGGGCUUCCCGGAGGAGGUGAUGUUUGAGCUGGAUCCUAAAGGAUGUGAGGAGUGUGCCAGGCAGCCUGGGCAAAGGCUGAGAGGGGUGUUGUGGCAGAGCCUGCUCCAGGCAGAGGGAAGGGGCCAGCGUGCCAGGCGCCCCGAGAGCAGGGACUUUUCCAAGGGCCUUGAAUGGCAACCCAGGCUGCUGGAUUUCACUGGGGAGUGUGGGGCACCCCUCCAGGGUUUGAGACUUAGUAACUCUGGUCCCUCUGUUCCCUGUCAUGACAGCCUUACGUCCCAAAACCUGCAUCAGCGAGAAGGAGACGAGACGACGGCGCUGCUGACUGGUGAAGGAGGGAGAGCUGGUCCUCCCACUAUGGUGGGCUCCAUCAGCAGCCCCACUCAGUGCCUGCGUCCCUCACCCUCAGUCCUGGAGCUGGAAGCGAACCGCAGUGUUGAGGGGAGCCCGCUGGGGAGAGGGGACUUGGGAGGACAGCCCUGGAUACUACCAGAGUGACAGAUGGCUGUGGCUGCAGGGCGCAGAGAUCCCCUGCAGUUCAGGGUUGGCCACAGGGAGCCCAGGACACCUGCCUUCAUGCCUCUGCUGUGAGACCCAGCAAAGCAGGGCCCAUGACCGCUAGGGCCUGGGCUGACCCUGACUCAGAACAGGACAAUGAUGGGGUGGGGAGGCAUCCCAUCCAGCCUCAGAGGGCCCAGAGAAUGGCUGAGCAGGACAGUGGGAGACCAGACCCUACCCCGCAACUCCAGUAGGCAGGGCACUGCCCAGGGAGACUGCCUUCAGAAACCUGAGCUUCAGCGGCCAACACCCCCCAUCCCCUGCGCAUCCUUGUCUCCUUUGGGGACUGGUGGAGCUGGCUGAGAGGUUGGGGUAGUUUCCUGGUUACAGGGGUCCACAAGACCCUCUCUCAUCCCGGUACAGGGGCCUCUCUCCUCUCAUCGGGCCUGAUAAGGGAUUGGCCAAGGCUGUGCAUCCUGCAGAGGGAAGGAAGUCAGCUGGGCCACCCGCCAUCCACCUUGGCAAGAGCUGGGCCUGCUCUGGCAGGCCAGGGUAUCAUCUCCGUGCUGCUGCCGGGCCAGGAAGGGUGGGUGGGUGGCCAGCAGGCUGGCAGCUCCAGACCCCAGAGGGCCAGAAGAACUCACCCCAGUGCCCUCUGGACGCAGGUGUUGGGGAACGCUGAGGACACUCCCCCAUCUCCCCUCACCCUUGAGCAGGCCCUCCCUGCACUCUCUGCCACAUGUCCCUCCUGGUCUGAUCGCGGCUGUGCUCACUGAUGUGGCUGCUUUCUGUCUCUGCCCCUGUGCCCUUGGAGGCAGGCAGUGAGGUGCUCCUUUCCCAGGCCCCCACCCCUUCUCCCUCUUCAGCCACUUCCCAGCGAGUUGGAAAUGUGCCUUGCACCCCCAGCCGAGUGAAGCCCAGAACGCAUCUAUAUGCAUCGAUGUAACAAGCUCGGAUCAGGGACCUAAUUGGUUUCCCAGUAGUGGGUAAUUUCUCGUUCCAAAUAUUAAUCCGUUGUUUUUCUGGCGCCCAGCCCGGCCCGCCGCAGUACUGUACUCGAGGUACGUUCCUAUGCAACCGAGAGCCCCGGCAAAUACUUCAUGAGCUUAGCAGCCUGGGCUCGAGCAGCUAUGCAAACGCGCUUUUCAUUUGGAGCAUGGGGCUGAUGUGAAGAUAAGAAUUGUUUCUCCUGGAGAAAGAUCCAUCAUUUCUCCAGCUUCCAAGCCCCCGGCACCUCUGCUCAGCUCCCAGAUGUGACGAGCACCUCCCGCCGGGGGGAGUCAGGGGUUGAUCAAACCAGCUCUUGUGACCCAAACCAGUGCCGCUGCAUUAAAGGGAGCCCCAGCUACUCCUUCCCAGCUGAGAUGUGGGUACAGGUCAGAUUUGUCAGGGAGAUGGCACUAACACGACACAAGCUCACUCCCAGAACCUCAGCUGAUGUUUGUAAUAAUCGUAUGUACUGUGCAAUUUAGGAGGGGGAAAAAAAGCUGUACAAGCUUAAACUCUAAAUUUCUAUUUUCUUCCUCUUGCAAAAUUAAUAAAAGAUGUUAUUAAGAAUA